Messenger RNA from Trichosurus vulpecula (common brushtail), 2478 nucleotides. Its product is annotated as polyserase-2-like. Lineage: Eukaryota; Metazoa; Chordata; Mammalia; Diprotodontia; Phalangeridae. Gene Ontology annotation, molecular function: serine-type endopeptidase activity. Gene Ontology annotation, biological process: proteolysis. The transcript has a single exon. The record is from RefSeq and is a predicted model, not a curated record. Bases 1 to 2478 code for a protein of 825 amino acids.
AUGUUCCCAAUUCUGCUCAUUCUUCUGCUGCUGGCCCUCCACCCGACCCCAGGAAAAACACAAGAACCGGAAUGUGGUCGAAGCCGCCCCCGGCACCGUAUUGUGGGUGGCUCCAAUGCCAUGCCGGGAGACUGGCCAUGGCAGGUGAGUCUGCACAGUGACGGAUUCCCCAUCUGUGGCGGCUCCCUCAUUACUGAAUCCUGGGUCCUCUCUGCUGCUCACUGUGUGGUAGAGGAUGGGACUCUGAGGCCACCAGAGGAGUUUGCAGUGUACCUGGGCUUGUACUCUCAGUUGAAUCAGUUGAUGCAGGAUCACGGACAGUACCGGGACAUAACAGAAAUUCUGGUCCCGGACAAUUACACUGAUGCAGAGUUUGGGAGUGACAUUGCCCUGUUGCAUCUGUCUGAACCUGCUAACCUCACCGAGUUUGUGCAGACCAUCUGCCUGCCCCAGGCCAAUCACCGAUUCCCCCACGGAGCCUCCUGCUGGGCCACAGGCUGGGGAGACAUACAUGAAAGCAUAUGGCUGCCAGCACCUCAGCUGCUCCAGGAGUUGGAACUGGAGAUCAUUGGACCAUCAACCUGUCAGUGUUUCUUUAACUCCAAAGACCCCUUCAACUCAACAAUUCAGCUACUACCAGGGAUGUUAUGUGCUGGCUUUAAGGAAGGCAGAAAGGAUACCUGCCAGGGGGACUCAGGCGGUCCACUGGUCUGUGAGGAGGCAGGUCAAUGGUUCCUGGCUGGAAUCACCAGUUUUGGCCAUGGCUGUGCAAGGAGGAACCGUCCAGGUAUCUUCACAGCUGUAGCAGCCUAUGAAAGCUGGAUCCGGGAACGAGUGACUGGUGCGUCCUUCCCUGAACAACCCAAGCCUGUUGCACCACAUAUGCCAGAGGAGCCCCCUAGCAACUGCACCCUCGCUUUGCCAGAAUGUGGUAGUGCCCCCAGACCUGGUCAUUGGCCCUGGAAGGCUAUUGUAGUUAACGCACCAUCCAGUCCCUGCCAUGGAGUGAUGGUAGCAGAGAAAUGGGUCCUCGCACCAGCCACCUGCUUUCUGGGCCUAGAACUAGACCCUACCAACUGGCAAGUGAUCCUCCCAAGUGCAAGAAGGGUACCAGUCGCCCAAGUUGUGUUAAAUAGCAACUACACAUUGGAUUAUGGGUAUGACUUGGCCCUUUUGGAGCUUGAAGUGCCUGUAAAGUUCACUGAAGACAGAAGGCCUGUGUGCUUGCCCAAGUCAUAUCACUACUUUCUGCCUAAGGGCCGUUGUCAUCUGAUCCAAUGGGGCCCUGGAGAUGUACCCUCUGUCAACAAUUCCCUGCUGGAGGCUGAAAUGAUGGCAGCCUGGUGGUGUUAUUGCCUCCAUGGCCAGGAGGGGGAGGAAGUGCCUCAGCCUCUAAUGAACCCUAGAAUCCUGUGUGCUCACUACCAAGAGGAGGAGGAGAUGAGCAGCUGUUGGUUUGGUAGCCGCUGGAGCCUCCUAUGCCAGGAAUCUGGGACCUGGUUUCUGGCAGGUGUUUCGGGGCCCACAGAAAGCUGUGUUCGUCCUCGCGUCUUCUCCCCAGUGCAACUUCACAGCCACUGGAUUGCCCGUGUCGCCCUUACGGCCUUCCUGGAAGAUCAACUGGCCUGGAACUGGGCAACUGGAGUGGUGGCACCAGAGACCUGUCCCCUCAAAACCAAAUAUGGAGCUUGCGGCCUUAGACUAGAGAUGUUGGAAAAUAGUAAUCCAUGGCCCUGGAUGGCAGAGGUGCAUGGGACCAGGGGUGGAGUUUGCAUAGGCAGCCUGGUGAGCCCUAGUUGGGUCCUAGCACCUACUCAUUGUGUGACCAGACAAGCCUCCACUGCAGCUGGUCUCCAGGUUCACCUGGGUACAGCAGGAUCCCAGGGCUACCAGGUGUCACGGUCAAUUACCAGCAUUCACUUUCCCUAUGGUAUGGGAUCCAGAGCACCCCUAGUCCUCCUGAAACUAGAGACCAAGGUGGAGUCCUCUCCCUCUACCCUGCCUGUUUGCCUCCAUUCUGGACCUCCCCCAAGUGACACAAGCUGCUGGGUGCUGGGCUGGAAAGACUUUGCAAACCGAGUUCCCACGGCCUCUCCAGUCAGCAUCUUGUCCUCCAAAAGUUGCCGCUGCCUCUAUGAUGAUACACUGCCCUAUGGAACCAUCUGUGUCCAGUAUUCCAAGGAAAUGGACAGAUCUGGGAUGGACUCAGGGUCAUCUCUCCUGUGUGAAGAAGAAAGAGGUUCCUGGGUCCUGGUUGGGAUAUCCCUAGAGGGAAGCCAGGAACUUUUUACCCCAGUGGGAACCCAGGAGCCCUGGAUCUCCCAGACUGUAGGGGAGGCAUCCUUUUUGGCCAAGUCCAAGUUCAGUGGAGUCUUGUGGGACACCAGUGGCCUUUGCCCCCCAGACCUGAGCAGUGCCGCAACAGUUCCAAGAGCUGCCCUUCUAAUGUUUUUACCUCUGGUUCUCCUACGACUUUGA